UCGGCUUUCAGGAUGGGAGGCUAGCAACGGCAACAGGAGGAGGAGGAGGGGGAACACAAAACAUAACUCAGGGAGGUUUUUCUGACUUUUGUACAAUGAAGAAGCGACUGUGAGGUGCUGUUAAGCGCUGUGACAAUGAUCCGGACACUGAGCGGCGCGACUUUUAAGGCUGUUGGGGCAGCGCAGCCCAAACUGCUGAAGGACAUUACAACCAGGCAGCUGCACAGCACAUAUGACGUGGCCGUGGUGGGAGGUGGCAUCGUGGGCCUGGCCGCAGUCAGAGAGCUCAUUCUGCGACACCCGUCGCUCAGCUUCAUCCUGCUGGAGAAAGAAAAGGAGCUCGCUACACACCAGAGUGGGCACAACAGUGGAGUCAUUCACAGCGGGAUCUACUACACUCCGGGGUCACUGAAGGCCCGUCUGUGUGUGCGAGGAGCCACUUUAGCCUACGAGUACUGCGAGAAGAAAGGACUCCCUUACAAGAGAUGUGGAAAGCUUAUCGUGGCUGUGGAGCAGGAGGAGUUACCCAGACUGAAAGCUCUAUACGAGCGUGGCAUGAAGAACAAUGUGCGUGACCUCAGUAUUGUCGACGCCAAGGGAAUCCGAGAGCGAGAGCCAUACUGCAGGGGUAUAAUGGCCUUGGAUUCGCCCUACACUGGCAUUGUGGACUGGAGGAUGGUGGCUCUCAGGUACGGCAAAGAUUUUGAGGAGGCAGGCGGCACGGUUGUAACUGAAUCUGAGGUCAAUGACAUUUCCAUGGUCAAGGAGAGCCCAUCUGGGAGCACUGAAGGAAUGAAAUAUCCAAUCGCAAUCAGAGACAAAAAGGGUAAAGAGGUGCGGUGCCGUUAUGUCCUGACAUGUGGGGGCCUGUACUCAGACCGUCUGUCACAGAUAUCUGGAUGCAGUCGAGAGCCACGGAUCGUCCCCUUCAGAGGAGAUUAUUUGGUCUUGAAGCCAGAGAAACACUAUCUGGUCAAGGGAAAUAUCUACCCUGUGCCUGACCCUCGUUUCCCCUUCCUUGGAGUUCACUUCACCCCGCGGAUGGAUGGAAGUGUUUGGCUUGGCCCCAACGCAGUCCUCGCCUUCAAAAGGGAGGGUUACAAAGUGUACGACUUCAAUGCCCGAGACUUUGCAGAUGCACUCUCAUUCAGGGGCCUUCAGAAGCUGGUAAUGAGGAACAUAACGUAUGGGAUUGGAGAAAUGUAUAGAGGGGUUUUCAUCGGUGCACAGGUUAAAAUCCUGCAGAAGUACAUCCCUGAACUCUCACCGAGUGACGUGCUCAGGGGUCCUGCAGGAGUUCGAGCUCAGGCUCUUGACCGAGAUGGAAACCUUGUGGACGACUUUGUGUUUGACGGCGGGGUCGGGGACAUGGGGAGUCGGGUGCUCCAUGUGCGUAACGCUCCCUCGCCGGCGGCCACGUCCUCCCUCGCCAUUGCUGAAAUGAUCGCAGAUGAGGUGGAGAGUCGCUUCAAGCUGUAAAGAAACAUGGUGAUCGCAGAAGGAAAAAGGGAAAACCGCAAUAGUCCAGCUUGAGGUCGCCAAGUGAAGCUACAAUGUUGUAUCAAGCUGGCACUACCUCAGCGUCACUGUCAUCAUGGAGACAUUUUUAUUAAAGGUCAAGCCUUAAUUUAGGGGGAGAAAGUGACAUAUCUUUGACUUAAUUACAUUUUUAAGUUUUUACUAAAGUGGUGCUGUUUCAGGUUGUGUAAUAUGUUUACUUCACCACAAAAGAAAGUGCAUCAUGAGUAUCUCUUAGUGAAAAUGUUAAGCAUAGAAAAGGAGGUUCAGCUUCAAUAAUAUUAUCACUUAAUACUGAACUUAACCCUUUUGGGAGAUAGACUAUUUUAAACAAGGGAUUUUUAAGAGUGUAAUUCUUGUAUGGAAUUUUGUCUUUUACUUUUUGAUGUGUUGUGUGUUUUUUCUGACUAUAUGAGAGCAGUUUGUCUCUGUCGUUUUGAAUAUUGUAAAGCCUGCUGGUUUCAGUCCAAAAUGCUGCACAACUGUUUUUUGAAACAAAUCCAAAAAGUCCAUUUGACAAAAAAAUAAAAAAAUAAAUAAAAUAUUUCAUAAUUAAAUGUAAAAAGAUGAGUUAGUUUUGUGGCCAACAGUCAGUUUGGGAAAGUUGGGUGUCAUUUAAAAAAAAAGAAGGUGUAUCUCAUUUUGAAAUGAACUCUUCAUGUAACGCACAGUUAUAGCUACAGAGUCACAGAUUACAAAGAGAAACAGGUUGUGCUCAGUUUAUUUGAGUUCUGGGAAUUAGACAGUUUAGGUUGCCAAAAUAAUUUUGACAUUAAAAACAAUUUUAAAUCAUAUCAAGACUAAAUAUUCUAGUCUUAAGUCAUAUUUACAUUAAUGUAAACAGAGAACACUUGUUUUAUCAAUCAUUUGUGUGUGUGUGUGCUGUGAUUUCAUAUAAUUCUGCUAGAACUUGCUCUUCUGACCAGAUAAUGUUCCUAUAAAAAUGCCCCCCCUUGCUUUUAUUUAAUCCCAUUUAUUAAUAAAUGAAUGUAAAAGUAUUUUAUUUUUUACCAUAAAUGCAUAUUUUUGAAUAGCAAAUGUACCAACGUUGUGCCAUAUGAUUUUUAAAUAUCGACUACAUAUUUUUUUGGUAUGUUAACCCGAGGUGCUUUUUAAUAUUGGAAGCAAAGUAAGGAUUUUGGCACAACUUCACCUUCUUUCCAACGUGCAUGGAGAAGGAAAUAUCAAAUACAAAAAGAAGUUUAUUGUGUUUCAAGUUGUUCUUUAUGCUACAAGUUUUGACCUUGUCGUACUUUUUGCAUUUUAGCAAUUUGUCCACAAGGAGGCAGAAUCACAUCAACAAACAUGCUGUAUGAGCCCCAACGUAAGCACAAAAUAUGUCUAAAUUUGAUGCUAUUUCUAAAAACAGCUGUUUUUACUGGGAAUGCUUGUAUAAUGACAUGGAAAUAAAGUGGAUUUUGUUUUUGUGCAUUUACUUGUCUAAUAAAAUGCAUUUAGUAAUUUUUCAA
This is a messenger RNA of Siniperca chuatsi (mandarin fish), 2987 nucleotides long. RefSeq names its product L-2-hydroxyglutarate dehydrogenase (gene l2hgdh). The transcript is spliced from 10 exons. NCBI's taxonomy places the organism in Eukaryota, Metazoa, Chordata, Actinopteri, Centrarchiformes, Sinipercidae. Gene Ontology annotation, molecular function: (S)-2-hydroxyglutarate dehydrogenase activity; (S)-2-hydroxy-acid oxidase activity. The coding region runs from base 136 to 1479 and encodes 447 amino acids. The record is from RefSeq and is a predicted model, not a curated record.